AUGGCGGGGGAACCAGUGGCCAAGUCGUUGCGUGGCGUGGCGCGCGUGCCCCCUGCAGCCGCGCCGGUCACUCGCGCUUCGAGUGGCCUCCUUGCGGCAGUAUCGUUUGCGGUGGACGGAGGCCACGACGUGCUGGUGACUGCCACCCUGCGCGCGGAUGACACUCGCCAAGGGGAAUUGACAUUCUUGACAGUAGCGGCGGACAACUCCGCCAUGAUUCUCGCACGGCGUGCGUUCUCCUUCAACGCGGAGCCUCUCUUCGGCAUUGCGAAGGUUGUGUGUGCGGGUGUCAGCGUGGUUGCUGUGAUGAGCUCGUCGGGUGAAGUGGUGUGUGUGCGCUCGGGACUUCGUGAAAAUGACGUUGAGGAUGAUGCUAGCGACAGCGAAGAGGGCGAUGCGGAGACGUUUGUAAAUGCGGUGACGCACGCCUUAGACCUCUGCGCUGUAACAGUAGCGGGAUGUCCUUUUGUACUUACUUCUGGCCAUCAGAAGGUACAGGGGUUUUCCUUUCCGCUACAGCACGCAGGCGGGGAACUGAGGCAUGAGUGUCGUGAGUUAAACGUCGGACCCUUUCAUUCCAUUGCUGGCGUCGCAGAUUACCGCCAUGGACCAGCGCUUCUGCUCGGAUGUACGCUUGGAAGUGUUGUUGUGUUGGAGUGGGGCUCCCCGUUGGAUGAGCCCACGGUUAUUCGCUCCAUUCUCAUGGGACCAUCAACGCGUUACCUCGGUGUGGCUGUCGACGCUUUACUGUGCUCAGGGUCCCACAGAAUUGUCACGUUUUGCGGUUUUGGUGCGACGACGCUGGAGGAGCAGGAGGAAGGGACGGAGUUUUUUUCCUUGCACCGUACGGACGGUGUUCCGUUUGAGACGAGAAAGGCAUCUGGCGCCCGGGUGUCCUCCUUGCCCGCAUGGAAUACGGUGUGCCGCGAUGCACCGUGUCGACCGCACGCGGAGGGUUUCUCGCUCGUGGUGACACGACCACAGCUCCACCGCCCGUCAUCCGUCGCCCACCACGCCCUCCUUGUCAGGGUCUCACAACCAGGGUUGGCGGCAGUGGCAUCCGGGCCUCACGGGGUAGCUGAUGGCGGCGUCGCAAGCUUGUCGUCAUCCAUCAAUGUCAGCGUUAUGGAUGCGGGAUCUACGGAUUGCAAAAAAGCCCUUGCGAAGCUGACCUCGGCGGUUAGUGUGCUUCCGACGCUGCGGCGUACCCUUGGACGGGGCUCCCAUGCGUUUUUGGAAUUAGGCUUGUGCGAUGGCCGAUGCGCCGUGUUCUUUGGUUUGACGGAGGACAGGCAGAUGAAGCCCUGUAGUGUACUUCAGAUUGAGGGCAGUGAAGAUCGCCUACUGGGGUGUUCCUGGCUGCCACAGUCCCGCGGAGCCGUCAUGGUCCUUUCAGGGACCCUUCACCGUGUCGUGGAGGAAGCGAGCGAGAAACAGGCGCGUACCUCUGACGCGGCGGCGGCGGCCGUCGUUGGUGAGCUUGUUUUGUCCUCCCGCGAUCCCCUGCCAUGGGAAGGCGUUGACGUGUCUGCCCCCGUGACUCUGGAACAGGUGAGAGAGGUGGUGCGGACGACCGUGCGGCAAGAGAACGAGAGGAUGUCUUCUCGCUUAGAGGAACGCCUGGCCUCAUUGGAACAUGCCAUGAGUCUGUUGCUUCGUGAUGUGGGGAAACAAUCGGGUAAUGGGCGAGUUUGUAGUCCCAAAAGGUGA
Messenger RNA from Trypanosoma conorhini, 1710 nucleotides. RefSeq lists its product as uncharacterized. The coding region runs from base 1 to 1710 and encodes 569 amino acids. NCBI's taxonomy places the organism in Eukaryota, Euglenozoa, Kinetoplastea, Trypanosomatida, Trypanosomatidae. The transcript has a single exon. The record is from RefSeq and is a predicted model, not a curated record.